GCCGGGGAUAUAGGCUCCCCCGCUCCGGCUCGGCUCAGCUCCGCCGCUCCCCGUUGCCUCCUCGCCGCGCGAUGACUUUGCUCCGUGCGGAGCGCACCGGCGGCAGCUCGCGGCUCCCCGAGACCCGCGCGGGGUGGCGGACAGCGCUCCGCCUCCUCCUCCUCCUGCUGGGCGCUCUGCUGAAGCCCCAGGAAUCCCUGGCUCAACCUUCUCCCAUCCAGGACAGCUUGAAGUCAGAAGGAAAGACCGUGGAAGAUUAUAAGACAAAUGCCCUACUUUGCUGGCAAGGUUAUAAGAUGUAUAUGGACUCCAUUGAAAAGGAUUGGUGUGACUGGACCGUGAUUAGCAGGCCUUAUAGUGAACUUCGGGAUUGCUUGGAGCAUGAGGCGGAGGAGUUUGGCCUGGGCUUCCCCAAUCCCUGGGCAGAGAAGAUCAUCUUUGAUACCCACCUGAUUCACUUUGCCAACUGCUCCCUGGUGCAGCCCAGCUUCUCUGAUCCCCCGGAGGAUGUGCUCUUGGCCAUGAUCAUAGCCCCCAUCUGCCUCAUCCCCUUCCUUGUCACUCUUGUGGUAUGGAGGAGUAAAGACAGUGAGACCCAGGCCUAGGGUAGCCUGAACUUCAAAACCUUCAUGUUACUUCUCUCUCCUCCCCUCCCUACCCACUUUUCUCACUCUCACCCCCACUGCAAAUCCUUGGCACAAGUUCUGUAAUCUUCAAAAUAAAAUUUCUGUUUUUUUGUACAA
Marmota monax (woodchuck) is the source of this 743-nucleotide messenger RNA. RefSeq names its product receptor activity modifying protein 2 (gene Ramp2). The transcript has 4 exons. The record is from RefSeq and is a predicted model, not a curated record. Lineage: Eukaryota; Metazoa; Chordata; Mammalia; Rodentia; Sciuridae. Bases 72 to 605 code for a protein of 177 amino acids. Gene Ontology annotation, cellular component: cell surface; signaling receptor complex; membrane. Gene Ontology annotation, biological process: regulation of G protein-coupled receptor signaling pathway; cellular response to hormone stimulus; intracellular protein transport. Gene Ontology annotation, molecular function: coreceptor activity.